UCCCUUGGCCGCUUAUGUACAGUAGAACGUCCCGAGAUAUUUAUAAACAAGAAAUUGCGCGCAAAGUAUUUGGGACGAGAUAUUAGCAGUGAAGCGUAUACACAGGAGACCAGAGCCGAGCUCGCCGCCGCACAUGGAAGCAACUCUUCGUUUCACUCCACUAUUAUUUGGAACCAGACAUAUCAAAAUUAGAGCUAAGCACAAUGAACAUAUUAUUCAACUGUGCCACACCCAAUGUACAAAAACCUGUGUUUCUCUCAAGAUGGAUGUGGCGGAAUCAAGCAGCAGCAGUUUCUGGUUGCACAAAAGGCCUUUUCCAUCAAGAACAAUCAAGAAAUUCACCAUCAAUUCUUCAGAUCAACUCAAGAGUGAUUAUGGGAAUGCAGAGCCGACAGUUGCACUUGAAUCUCUACCACCAAGAUCUGAUGAUGGGGCUGCUUUUCUCAGUUUUAAUGAUGCCUGUAACUUUAAUACUUUGCAAUCUCAACCUAAAAUGUUUCGAAACAGGUUUUUGGAUUUUGUACGCAUAAGUUCUGUCCUCAAUAAUGCUGCUGAAUCAUUUUUUAAGAGUGAAAUACGGCGGAGGCUAUUUGUGACAGCUAUACUAAUUAUAAUCAGUCGUGUUGGGUAUUAUAUUCCUCUGCCUGGUUUUGAUAGAAGGUUGAUGCCCCAAGAUUAUCUUAGCUUUGUCUCAGGAUCUGUUGAUGAACUUGGUGACCUCUCAACAGAGCUUAAACUUUCAUUGUUUCAGCUUGGAAUAAGCCCUCAGAUACUAGCAUCAAUACUUAUGCAGGUACUGUGUCAUGUGGUUCCAUCUCUAGUAAAGCUGCGAAAAGAAGGCUUGGAUGGCCAUGAGAAGAUUAAGAGUUAUAUAUGGUGGGCCUCUCUUGGCUUUGCAAUAUUAGAAGCUUUGGUGGUUGCUAGCUAUUCACUUCCAUAUUCAAUUUAUGCAGCUAGUCACAGGGUGAAGCAUGUGAUGGUGACUGCUUUUUUAUUGGUCUGUGGUGCAAUGACUACGACAUGGAUUUGUGAUACAAUAUCAGAAUCUGGAUUUGGUCAAGGUUCAUCUCUAAUUAUAUGUGUGGGAAUUCUGACCGGUUACACAGAUACGUUGCAUAAGAUGUUGUGUCAGUUCUCAGGAAGUGCUUUUAGCUGGUGGCUAUAUAUUUUUUCAGUUCUGGGAAUUUUUAUGAUGGUAACUAUGUGGGCGGUUGUUGUAACUGAAGGAUGCAGGAAAAUAAAACUGCAGUAUUAUGGUUUUAAACUUGCAUCAGCUGCAAGGGAUGAUUCCCCAAUCACUGAAGUGGAGCCAUACAUCCCUUUUAACAUUAAUCCAACAGGAAUGCAGCCAGUUCUUACCACCACUUAUCUCUUAGCGAUGCCCAGUAUUAUUGCAGGAAUUCUUGGUUCACCUUUUUGGGAGCAUGUUAAAGAGAUACUGAACCCUGAAACUUCUCUUGGUGCAGAGCCAUGGGUUUACUAUUCGAUAUAUGGAUUUUUUGUUUUUGUAUUCAAUAUAUUUGACAUUGCCAACUUGCCAAAGGAGAUUGCUGACUACUUGAAUAAGAUGGGUGCCAGGAUACCAAACAUAAAACCUGGGAAAGCUACCAUUGAGUACCUCACAAAAAUCCAGGCAUCAACACGUUUCUGGGGAGGCUUAUUGUUGAGUAUUUUGGCAAUUACAUCAACCAUGCUUGAUCAUUACUUGCGCCGUAUCAAUGAGGGAUUUGCAAUUGGGUUUACAUCAGUGUUGAUUAUUGUGGGUUCGAUUAUUGACUUGAGAAGAUCUUAUCAGGCUUAUAAUGUCAUGCCAAGUUUAAGCAAAGCUCUAAGGCGUUACGGUGUAUAACAUUUGAUGUGAUGAGGCUAAGCUCUUCUGCCUUUCCAGGCGGGAAUAUAUUUGGUUGUGUUAAUGGAAGCAAAUGUUGUUCCAAGCAAAUGAAGUCUUUUUCAUUCAGUUGUGUCAAAACGUGGAAAGUAGAUUCUGAAGACUCAUUUUUUGAGCAUGGCUUCCAGGCUUUAAAGGAAAAGAUCAAAAUUUAAAGACAACAACACAGCAGAAUUCUACAGCAUGGGAUAGGAAAAUCUGAAUUUCACGUCAAAUUUAAGUUGUCUGGUGAUGUAAGAAUCGAGUUAUUUAGUCGUAUGAAGCUUUCACAUUUUGUAGCAAUUCAAUUACAAUAUUUAUGCAUCUUUAGAAGUUUUAUGUCUUUUUUUUUUUUUUUUUUAAAUUAAAAUUUUAAGUUAGACGAUAUAAAGCACUACUAGAAACUAAGACAGUUUAGAAACUUAUUUAGUUGCAAAUUAGGCCAUGCAUCGAAGAGAUAUGGAUUUGUCUCUUGGUAAUGUUAUUUCAGAUUGUAAUUUGUAAAUCUUUGCUUUCUGGUAAUGCUAAUAGUUAUGUUGUUUUU
This is a messenger RNA of Jatropha curcas, 2411 nucleotides long. It is a transcript of the gene SCY2, whose product is annotated as SecY protein transport family protein. Gene Ontology annotation, biological process: protein transport. NCBI's taxonomy places the organism in Eukaryota, Viridiplantae, Streptophyta, Magnoliopsida, Malpighiales, Euphorbiaceae. Gene Ontology annotation, cellular component: membrane. The record is from RefSeq and is a predicted model, not a curated record.